Molecule: messenger RNA, 2420 nt
Organism: Melitaea cinxia (Glanville fritillary)
Lineage: Eukaryota; Metazoa; Arthropoda; Insecta; Lepidoptera; Nymphalidae
Gene: Cbz
Exons: 6
Coding region: 408-1952 (514 amino acids)
Biological process (GO): regulation of DNA-templated transcription
Molecular function (GO): DNA-binding transcription factor activity
Source: RefSeq, a predicted model, not a curated record
UUUCUGGCCUCAAGUUGCACAAUAUUUUCUCAGCUCUCGUGAAGCGCACGUGCGUUGUCCCAAGUGGCGAAAGUUGCUUAAAAGUUUACUUUAUUAAUUUAUUUUUGCUUUUAAGUUUUCUAAGCUCACAUCUUUUACAAGCGUUAAGGGUUACAUCUUUUUCUAUUUUAUUUUUUAAAGAGUAACCAGCGAUCUCAGCGUCUUGUGCCUGCAAAAAUAUAUUUUUUGUUAGGCCUACUACAGCUGUGACAAUUUCGUAUUUAGGAGCCUAGAGGGUUACAAUUUCUUUAGGAACUCAAGAAGAGUUCAAAAAAUUCUAUUCAAAAUGGUUGCUCAAAAGAUCACCGUCUGUCCGUAUCAAGGAGACGAUAUCGGAAAACAACAUAAAUUCAAACCAAACGAAAGACAUGGUUUUUUCACAAACGAAUGUCAGUACUUCGAAUCUUUUGAAAGUGGUAGACAUAGAUCGCUUAAAGUCCGAAAAGAAUCAACAGGUGAAGCCUGCCCACGGAGAAAAUACCGGCGGAACGACCGUAUCAACCCCAUCAUCGCCCGUGGCCACAACCAGCUUUUCCGAGGAAUAUUUGAAACCGGAGCCGUUAUUCCUGGAAACAAUGUUUCACGAAACCGACUGCGAAUUCUUCCAAGACCUGGUAGGCUGGUGCGCACCACCAGUCGAGGAAAAAAUAGUACCGUUCACUGAUUCUCCACAUAAACCGGAAGUAAGGGCAUCCCAAAACAAUACACUAUACAAUCAAUUCUCACCGCAAGGUUGGGACGUAGUCGACGCUAACUCGCCGUUUGCCCAAACAAUUAAUCAAAUACCUAGCUACCCCGUGUCACCUAGUGUGGACGGAUUGGCAGAUUUUAAUUCUAAUUUUUUUAAUAAUGUAAAUAGAAUAGGGGACAAUAAAGUCCCAUUCCAAGAGCAAUUUGUCGAUAUCAAUACUUUACCGGUGGUAAUAUGCGACUUAGCGUCUGAAGUUGUGACUGAUACGAAUCCGUGGCAAGCGACAGACACUGUCUGGCAGAAUGUCCACGACAUAGAUUACACUAAACAAAUCUCUCAUACACAUAACACAAUGCCAAUGCCCUUUAUUCACCAAGAUGACUCCCUGGACAUGAAAUUUGUUUCGGUCACGCCCCGGGAGGUGGAAAAUAAUGAUGUUGUAGUUUCCGAGUGCAUUAUCGACAAAGAAGAGGAAACCAAGGAAUUUGAGCUACUAGCGCGGCCGGAGAGGCGUGGCGGUCUGCUCUCAGUAAAUACACAGAUAUGGCAAAACAACAUUGAUAUUUUAAACACGCCAGACGUCCUCAGUGUUGUUGAACAAUUGGAGAAAGAGAAAUGCUUAUCUCCAAGUUCAAGCACAGUAGUGGUGCCUGAGCAUGAAAAAAGAACCGAAAAUACAAAAACAGAAGAAUCUGCAAUACCAGAAGACUAUGAACCUAUUACUCCAAAAACUGAAUCUACAGUGGAUUCUGAAGAGGAAAUCAUUAAACCUACUCUUAGGAAAAGGAGACGCAAUGAUAGUGAAGAUUCAGAUGAAACUUACUCACCUUAUACUGAAAAUUCACCUCGGAAGUACAGAAGGCGUAAGCCUAGCAUACCUAUCAAGGAAAUGAUAAAAGCACUAGAGGGUGCACAGCAGCCAACAAAGACUCGAAGGGGUAGACCUCCUAAAAGAAGAGACAGUAUAGUAUCAACAGUGAGUAAUAAUUCAUCUAUAUCUACACAUGAAAUGAAAUACAGAGAAUUAAGGGACAAGAAUAAUGAAGCUUCAAAAAGAUCUAGAAUGAACAGAAAAAUAAAAGAGCUACAAAUGGAACAGCUGGCUGAUGAAUUGGAAGAGAGAAAUAAGAUCUUGAAAGUACGAGCAGACUUACUUGAAGAUAUGACAAAGAAAUUGCGAGAUGCACUUAUGUCUGCCGUGUCUCAGAAAAAAACUGGAUAACGACAUUAAAAUUAGUGUUUAGCACUUUUUAAUUUAUUAUAAUCUAAAUCUAAAGAUUUAGUAAAUGUUUGAAGGGCUUUACGUAAUAGUUACUUUAUGUAAAAAUAUAAUGUAGAGCACAAAUGGCGAUGACGAUAUGAGCAAGUAUACUAUAUAUUGCUCUUAUUUUUUUUUACAGACUUGAUGACAAGUCUUCACGGAUUGACUUCAUUGAUGUAUUAGAUAUUAGAUUCUUUAUUACUAAAUACUAUGAUAUGAAUUUUCAAUUAUAUUUUACAGAAUUCUUAAGUUUUACAUAUUUCUGUCAUAUUAACUUUCGAAGUUAUAAGUAUGUUGAGCAAAAAAAAUAAUUAUACGAUUAAUCUUGUAUUCCAUGGAGAAUUUAUUUGUUAGUUUCUUAACUUUUACAUGUUAACUGCUUGAAAUAGAUUUAUUGUUUCUGAAUAAAAUUAUGUCAUCUUGUUAAAA